CGACGCUUGAGAGGCCCAAUAGCAAGCUACUGUGGUGGACUCUCCCCCUCAAAAAAUAAAUUUAAUAUCGUGUGGACCAUUGGUCCACAUAUCAGAUAUUAAACUGAUAAGAACAGAUACUACACUUGAUCUUAGCCAAAAGGCCGAGAAAGGUAUGAGCUGCCUAGAGAUUGAACUCUUAUUUUAUAUCUAAAAUCUCAGUACUUGUUAUUACUUCUAACCGAUGUGGGACAUAGAACUCAUGAGUACUAUUUCUUUCUUUUUAAAAUCCAAUGUAGCAACCAUAUACUAUAAGUAGUCUAACAAUUUCUGUUCAAAUAGCAGCCAAGCUAUAUAGCCAAUUUCUGUUCAGGUGUAAAUCCCGAAUUGUUAUCAUCUUCAUUUUUUGUGGUAUCAGCGCCGUUAUUGUUCUUUUGGUCAUGUGGUGAAAAGCCUUGCUUCUUAAAGCAAACAUCAAUGGUGUGACCCAGUCAGUAUAUUACAGUGAAUACAAUGGUUAUUACUGUGGUACCAAUCUCAAGAGGACCUGCCUCCACCAUCUCAUUUGAUGGUUCACAAAAUUUAGCUGAGUCUAAAUUUAGAAAUGCAUUAUUAUGAUUAUAUACCUUACAUUGCUCAAGCCAUGGUAGAUUGCUAUGGCUUAAGUUGGUUAGAGAUCUCCAACUGUGAAUCCCUCUCGAACCUUCCAAUUGACCUUUUUAAGUUGAAAUUUCUAAGAAGACUUUACCUCAGUGGUUGCUUGAAUUUAGAGAAGUUCCCUGAAAUCGAGGAGAAUAUGAAAAGUUUGACUGUGCUCACGUUAGACAGAACUGCAAUCAAGGAACUACCUUCAUCCUUGCACCAUUUGGUCAGCCUCGAAGAAUUGAGCUUGUACAAUUGCCAGAACCUCGAGUCUAUUCCACCUUCGAUUGGAAGUCUAAGAAAACUCAACAAGUUAAGCAUUAUGUACUGUGAAUCACUUGAAACUUUUCCUAGCAGUAUUUUCAAAUUGAAGUUGACAAAACUUGAUUUGCAUGGCUGCUCAAUGCUGAAGAUCUUCUCAGAGAUCUUGGAGCCUGCUGAAACUUUUGUUCACAUUAACUUAACAAAAACAGCGAUUAAGGAACUGCCUUCAUCCUUGGAGUAUUUGGUUGGACUUCAAACCUUGUGCCUGAAGUUAUGCAGUGAUCUGGUGUCACUUCCAAACAGCGUUGUUAAUCUAAACUAUCUAUCUGAGCUUGAUUGUUCUGGCUGUUGCAGUUUAACAGAAAUCCCAAGUAAUAUAUAAUAAGUUUUGUAUUGAAAACAAACAAAAGAAGAUGGGUGACUACAAGUAUGUAAUAGUAUGUCCUUUGUAUAUAAACUGCUCAUCACCAAUACUUUUCUUUUCAAGCUUUAAAUAUUUAAUUUAUUAUUUUCAUUUUGUUUUUUUCAUAUUGGAAUUCAUAAGUA
This is a messenger RNA of Trifolium pratense (red clover), 1431 nucleotides long. Its product is annotated as protein SUPPRESSOR OF npr1-1, CONSTITUTIVE 1-like. Bases 584 to 1267 code for a protein of 227 amino acids. The record is from RefSeq and is a predicted model, not a curated record. Gene Ontology annotation, molecular function: protein binding. Lineage: Eukaryota; Viridiplantae; Streptophyta; Magnoliopsida; Fabales; Fabaceae. The transcript has a single exon.